This is a messenger RNA of Xylaria bambusicola, 1171 nucleotides long. RefSeq names its product bacteriorhodopsin. Bases 168 to 1082 code for a protein of 304 amino acids. Gene Ontology annotation, cellular component: endoplasmic reticulum; plasma membrane. Gene Ontology annotation, biological process: monoatomic ion transport. NCBI's taxonomy places the organism in Eukaryota, Fungi, Ascomycota, Sordariomycetes, Xylariales, Xylariaceae. Gene Ontology annotation, molecular function: monoatomic ion channel activity. The record is from RefSeq and is a predicted model, not a curated record. The transcript is spliced from 2 exons.
UAAGUGCUUGAUCAUUGAUAUCUAAUGGUAGGGUUUCAAAUAGCAGCGUCCCCCCUCCAACCCAAAUUUGACACCGCAUCCUUCUCACUUCGUAGAAUUAAUUAUCAUAUCCCCUGCAUCAAAUCCAGCGAUAACUUUCCAGAACUGUCUCCUCAGUUCCCAUUACCAUGUCGGGAAAUCAGGCCCUCAAUACCAACAGAUAUGUUGGUCAGCAAGCCAACUUGCAGAUCACAAGACACGGCUCUGACUGGUACUACACGGUAUGCGCGAUGAUGGGGUUAACCUCUCUCAUCAUAAUGGCCCUGGCGCUCAGGAAGCCCCAAACCCACCGCUUAUUCCACUACAUAUCUGCCGCGAUCACCGCUGUGGCUAGUGUGGCCUACUUCGCUAUGGGAUCUAAUCUGGGUCAGCUCCCCAUCUUAGUCGAAUGGGCCCGUCCUGGAAGCCGCUGGGUUAGAUCCGCCGGCACUCGAGAGAUCUUUUACGCUCGCUAUAUCGAUUGGGCCAUAACCACACCACUGUUAUUACUCGACCUUCUACUCACUGCAGGUGUCAGUACACCUACCAUACUGGCGACUAUCUUCGCCGACCUAUUCAUGAUCGUCUGCGGUCUCAUUGGUGCGCUCACUUCGACAAGGUAUAAAUGGGGUUUCUAUGCUUUUGGCAUGGCGGCCCUCUUUUGGAUUGCUUACGAGCUGUUGUUUGACGCUCGUCGUCACGCGAACGUACUAGGCGGCGCUCCUAAAAAGACAUUUUGGAUAUGCACCCCUUGGCUCUUACUUCUCUGGUUCUUGUACCCGAUCGCCUGGGGCUUAUCUGAGGGUGGCAAUGUCAUUCAUCCUGAUUCCGAAGCUAUUUUCUACGGCAUUCUUGAUGUUAUGUCCAAGAUCGUGUUCACCGGUCUGCUCCUCUGGGGUCACCGCAAUAUCUCUCCCCGUGCUCUAGGUCGCAAUAUCCGCGAGCCUGACCAGACGGCAGAAAAGUAUCAACAAAAUGGUGCUGGUGCUAGCGAUGGCGAGCAUGCGGCGGCCGGCGCUGGUCAUCCUACGGCCCAUCCGUCCGCACCCGGACGUGUUGUCUAGAAUGCAAGUGGUAUCGCUACAUAAUGUCUAGCUUGUUGGAGCCCUAGUAUCAUUGUCGAAGGCUCUUUUGAGCACAUAUGUAAUUCUUC